CCCCUUUCAACCCCCCAUUCUAAGGUAGCUCGACAAUGCCUCCUUCACCGCUCAGACUUGAGAAUAUACCCGUGGAGAUUUUGACUCGCGUUUGCCAAUAUGUCGGACUUCUGCACCGCCCCAGCCUCUUAUCUUUCGCACUUGCAAACAAGCGUUGCCAUUCCCUUGCAAAGAAGUUCUUCUUCCACACCAUCCAAUUCUCAACCGGCUUCUUGCGCCAGUUCGAAUUGGACGUCGGCGAAUGUAUCCGCAUUCUAGACAGAAAUGAGGCAUUCUCCGACGUCCGCAUUCUGCUCAUUACAGACCGCAGCCAACGCAACUGGAGGCUUGACCGCGCUCUUGUAUCGGCCCACAGUGGCACCGGAUCUUGGUCCUUUGGCCUGCCGCUGAGCGUAUCCGAGAUGGUCGAUGCCGACAAGGACAGGCUACAAGGCCUUGAGCGCCGCUCUAGCCUCGUUCUGGCCGAGACCCAGAAAAAGUCCCCCGAUAUCACCAGUCUGACGCACACGGCCUGGCAGCAGUUGGCCCGCCUUCUGCAAAUGUUGCAGGGUCUCGGGGACUUGUUGUACGCGGGCGAAUCCCAGGUGCCGCCCUGCCUUCUCCAGGCACUCCUCCAAUUUCGGCCGCGCUGCCGACUCCACGUCUUCACUUUCACCCUGCGCAGCCUACUGCUUCCCGAAACCGACCCUAACGAGCUGGCUCUUGUGACAGCGCCGUGCCUCUAUAGCAUUUGGAUGUGGUACCGAGAGACGCAGGGCUACGACGACGACGGUCUGCCAUCGUACGAGGCCGAGGCCGUAUAUAGCAUGGUGACGGGUCUGGCACCAAACCUGAAAGAAGCACACUUGUUCCGGGAAGUUGGGCACACCAUCGGCUAUGGCGAGGAACCGGAGCCUCCCUGUCCGCCAUGGAAGGGCUUCACCAAUGUUGGCCAAGACUUCACCCGCAUCCCGGCGCGGCUCGAAUCUCUCACGCUAGGACUCAACCACUGCCUGCCCUUUUCUCGUUUUCUCCUGGAUAAGGACGUUGUGGACGGCUGGAUAACAAAGACGAAUCUGUCCUCCCUCCGCGCCCUGAGGAUAAGCCGCCUCGUCAGCCAUGGGGCGCUCGAGAGUCUCAUAGGAGCUAACAGCUUCCCGUGUUUGACAACGCUGUUGUUCACUUGCGCAGGACAACAAGACCAUGCGUACUACGACGGCAUUAAACAGUUCAUACACGGUCUACCCCAACUCACCAGCCUAGAGAUCAUCGCGUGGCCACCCGAUGAGUCUCUAAGCGCGGCUUUACCCCACGGUCUACGGGAGCUGUGGCUGCGAACACAGGACGUGCUGGGCCAGGGUUUGGACCAAGCAGCCAUCCUUGAACUUGCGACCUGUUGCCCACGCAUCGAAACGUUGGCCCUCAAAAUCCGCAGGUCUCGAGGCAGCGCCGCCGAGGUUGCUCUAUACCGAGCUCUCGGCCGCUUCGCGAACUCCCGCCGCCUCGUCCUCACCCUCGACGCGUCCCCUGCCCCGUGGUUUCCAGCCACGACCCCCCACGAAGAACGAUCGGACGACUUUAACACGGGGGCUGUGACCUUCGACACUGCCGUCGACCCGUCCUUCGACGACUCCGACAAGGAGUAUUUGGACGACGACCUGUUUCCGUACCGCCGCGGCCACAUCCGCGACGUCUUCAUCAACACGGCCGUCGACGAGACGCUCGCGCGGGCCAUCUUCGACACGGUUUGCGCCGCCAAGGCCAGCGCCCACGGCCACGGCGCGGCCCUCGCCCUGGAGCGCGUGAUGAUUCAGGCCGAAGGAGGCCGGUCCUUCCCACACCGGGGCGGCAUGAUGCCAACGGCCUUUAACUUGAUUCCUUAUAUGCAGGCUCUCGGUCGUUGCUGGCUGCUGGAACGAGACAUGCGCGAUGAUGCCCGCCAUGUGGUCCACGCGCGGGAAAUCCACGGGGAACUGCGCCUCCGGAUGCUGCGUCCGUAUCGGGAUGAUGACGAUGGUAGUUAUGAAGAUGAGAGUGUCUGCAUGUCCAUUUUCCGGCGGAUCUGGCCUAAGAGGCCGGGCGGGGAGGCUCAGUGGUACAAUGAUUGGCACAGCUGGCCCCUGUCUGAGACAGCGUAGGGUUGCCAGGCAAGAAAACGGAAACCGACUGUGUCCGAUGGGCCACGGUUGGUGGUGCUAGCUGUGAAUGUGACCAAUGGACUGCUCCAUGGUUCCAUUGUAAACUGUGUCAUAUUUAGGUACUGAUACA
Molecule: messenger RNA, 2247 nt
Organism: Chaetomium fimeti
Lineage: Eukaryota; Fungi; Ascomycota; Sordariomycetes; Sordariales; Chaetomiaceae
Exons: 1
Coding region: 36-2117 (693 amino acids)
Source: RefSeq, a predicted model, not a curated record